This is a messenger RNA of Hyla sarda, 789 nucleotides long. RefSeq names its product nicotinamide N-methyltransferase-like. Gene Ontology annotation, cellular component: cytosol. Bases 1 to 789 code for a protein of 262 amino acids. NCBI's taxonomy places the organism in Eukaryota, Metazoa, Chordata, Amphibia, Anura, Hylidae. The record is from RefSeq and is a predicted model, not a curated record. The transcript is spliced from 3 exons. Gene Ontology annotation, molecular function: N-methyltransferase activity.
AUGGAUCCCGGCUGCCAUAAGCUCUAUCAUGUACACGGAUUUGAUUCCAGACAAUUUUUGGAGCAUUACCUGUCAGACAAAGCUGAUAUGGUCUUUGGAGAGGAAUCCUUGAAAUUUCCCAUUGAAAAUCUUACAAAAGUGUUCACGGAGGGUCAUAUUAAAGGAGAUGUCCUGAUUGACCUCAGUCUUAGUUCUAUGGUUCAUCAUCUGUAUUCAGCUUGUGAGUUUUUCAACCACAUCAUAGUGCUGAAGGCCCAAGACAGAUGCAUCCUGGAGCUGAAGAGAUGGCUGAACACACGUACUGGAGCAUUUGAUUGGGGACAUGCCACCAAACUUCAUGCAGACAUAGAAGGAAAAUGUGACCAGUUACAGGACAAGGAAGAAAAAGUGAGAUCGGCAGUUCAACAUGUUAUGAGAUGUAACCUUGAGCAAGAAAAUAUGACGGAUCCGAUAGUCUUACCACCAGCAGAUUGUAUUAUCAGCACUUGGAUCCUAGGCGCUAUAAGCAAAGACCAAGAUGAAUACAUCAGAUAUCUCAGGAAGUUCUCAGGGUUGCUAAAACCUGGAGGACAUCUCAUAAUAAUUGAAGACUUAGAUGGAACAUAUUACACUGUUGGGAAUGAAAGGCAUCAUUAUCUUACAUGUGAUGAGGAUUUUUUAAGGAAAGCUCUAGUUGGGGAAGGAUUUGUUAUUAACUACUGUAAGGUUCAGAAGAGAACAAACAUGAGUGACCUUGUUGACUAUAGUAGUAGCAUAUUCAUUGCAGCUCACAGGGAGAAAUCGGUCUGA